AUGUGGGCCUGGUUGACCCGUUUCUUCGUCCUUUACUGCAUCUACACGCCGGCCCUCUUCUUCAGCGUGCCCCUCUCGGCAUUCGUCUGGUUCAUUCGCCGCGAGUUCGUCAAGGAGUCCUCCGUCGCCGGCGGUCCAUCGCUCGCCGACGGGCCCCUCGAAGAACCGACGAACAACAACACCACCAAGUCGUACGCCAAGGAGCGGUGCUUGGAGGACCAACAGUUGAAGCAGCGCUCGGCCAACCACGCC
Messenger RNA from Mesorhabditis spiculigera, 252 nucleotides. Lineage: Eukaryota; Metazoa; Nematoda; Chromadorea; Rhabditida; Rhabditidae. The record is from the annotation of a GenBank genome assembly.